AUCUCACAUUCGUUUUGAAGAAGAGGAUAAACCUCAGUCUGGGUUCAAGCUCCAUUCUUCAGAGGUAAAAAUACCAUCUUUAGCGAUUCUUUAUCCUUUCAGAACCAUGUCCUCCAUUGACCUAUUCUCUUCUCCACUACCCAAAUCAUUCUCUCGUUCGUCCUCCACUCCUCGCUUCCAUUUAUCCUCUCUUCCCUUUUUCUCUCUCCCCUCCUCCUCUUUUGCUUCAUACAAUAUCACUUCCCUCUCCCGCCCUCCGAAGGUCUCCUGUCUUUGUUCCCGGAAUACCGAGACUACUUUCCCCGUUGAAGACGAAGAUGAUUUCGUGACGCAAGAUUUUCCAGUAGAUGUUCAGGAAGACGAAUAUUCCGAUUUGGAGGAAGAAGAUGGAGAAUUUGAUGUGGAAAUGCUGGAAAAAGAAGCCAUUGACAUUGCUCGAGAGUACUCCGCUUCGCUAUCUCGAGAACUAAGACUUGAGGACGAAGUCAAUCCUCAGAAGCAAAUUCAUGGAAAGCAGAAGAGUAAAAGUUCUAGUAGAUACAUUCCUGACAACGUUCUUCCAAAGGUGGCCAUUGUCGGAAGGCCAAAUGUUGGCAAAUCAGCAAUGUUUAACCGCUUAGUAGGGGGUAAUAAAGCAAUUGUGGUAGAUGAACCAGGAGUGACUAGAGAUCGCCUGUAUGGUAGGGCCUUCUGGGGUGACCGUGAAUUCAUGGUAGUGGAUACAGGUGGAGUUAUGACAAUUUCCAAGUCGCGUGAUGAAGUGAUGGAAGAGUUAGCUAUCUCAACUACUAUUGGGAUGGAAGGGAUUCCACUUGCCUCAAGAGAGGCAGCUAUUGCAAGGAUGCCCUCAAUGAUUGAAAAACAAGCUACUCUUGCUGUGGAAGAGUCGUCUGUUAUUAUGUUCCUUGUUGAUGGACAGUCAGGUCCAACUGCAGCUGACAAGGAAAUAGCUGACUGGCUGAGAAAAUACCACUCAAAGAAACAUGUUAUCAUGGCAGUGAACAAGUGUGAAUCUCCUCGCAAAGGGAUCAUGCAAUCCUUAGAAUUUUGGAGUCUUGGAUUUCAGCCCUUUCCCGUAUCUGCUAUUUCGGGGACAGGAACUGGAGAGCUUCUUGACCUAGUUUGUUCGGCUAUGCAAAAAGUUGAGGUUUCGGAGGAUCUUCAAGAUGAACAGGAGUAUAUUCCCUCAAUUGCUAUUGUUGGCAGGCCGAAUGUUGGCAAAAGUAGUAUUUUGAAUGCUUUAGUUGGUGAAGACAGAACAAUUGUUAGUCCAGUCAGUGGUACCACUCGUGAUGCUAUUGACACAGAAUUCACUGGAGAAGAUGGUCAGAAAUUUAAACUAAUUGAUACUGCUGGGAUCCGAAAGAAGGCAACAGUAGCUUCGUCUGGCAGUACAACUGAGGGUUUAUCUGUUAAUCGGGCUUUUCGUGCAAUUCGCCGUUCUGAUGUCGUCGCUCUUGUUAUUGAAGCUAUGGCCUGCAUUACAGAACAGGAUUGCAGGAUUGCUCAACAGAUAGAAAGAGAAGGGAAAGGGUGUCUGAUUGUAGUGAACAAGUGGGAUACAAUUCCAAAUAAAAACCAGCAAAGUGCUACUUACUAUGAACAAGACGUGAGGGAAAAGCUCAGAGAUCUCAAUUGGGCACCUAUAGUUUACUCAACGGCAAUAGCUGGUCACAGUGUUGACAGGAUCAUUGUUGCUGCUAGUACUGUUGAAAAGGAGAGGGCAAAGAGACUGGGCACAUCGAUACUGAAUCAAGUACUGCAGGAGGCUCUAGCUUUUAAAUCCCCACCAAGGACCCGGGGUGGCAAGAGAGGCCGAGUUUAUUACUGCACUCAGGCAGCUAUUAGGCCGCCAACAUUUGUUUUCUUUGUGAACGACGCAAAUCUUUUUCCUGAGCCAUACCGACGUUACAUGGAGAAACAAUUGAGAACUGAUGCAGGAUUCUCUGGGACACCAAUCCGUCUCCUUUGGCGAAGCAGAAGAAAAUCUGAGAGGUCUUCAACAAAAGCUCAUGGAAGUAUGGAAUCAACAAAAAUGAAAUCAAAUCUUAAACUAUGCAAAAAAGUUGUAGAUGUUGUUGACCCAUAAAGUGACCCUCUUCCCAGAUUGAGAUUUCAACCUUUGGGCUGGCUCUACUUUGAUCUUAAAGUCAGCAAGGAAAUGAGAAAAAUGAAAUUAUAUAGGAACAAGUUAUUCUAAUAUUGUAUCAUUAAUAGAUACCAUUUAUUUAUAGGCAAAGUAUUAGUUUAA
This is a messenger RNA of Impatiens glandulifera, 2251 nucleotides long. RefSeq names its product GTPase Der. Lineage: Eukaryota; Viridiplantae; Streptophyta; Magnoliopsida; Ericales; Balsaminaceae. Gene Ontology annotation, cellular component: chloroplast. Gene Ontology annotation, molecular function: GTP binding. The record is from RefSeq and is a predicted model, not a curated record. The transcript has 12 exons. Bases 107 to 2089 code for a protein of 660 amino acids.